Molecule: messenger RNA, 1439 nt
Organism: Anguilla anguilla (European eel)
Lineage: Eukaryota; Metazoa; Chordata; Actinopteri; Anguilliformes; Anguillidae
Product: CD276 antigen-like
Exons: 4
Coding region: 430-1350 (306 amino acids)
Source: RefSeq, a predicted model, not a curated record
GCACUUCCACCUCGAGCGCCUGUGCAUACGUGCUACUUAUAAUUACCUACGGCUUUAUUUUGGCUGGUCUUACUUGUGUAGGCGAUUCUGAGGAUAAUGUAUAGGAUUACAGUGCUACACCAUUUUAGUUUUGUAUCAGUGACUGAAAGGUGAAUACCACAUGUAAUUGGAAAUGAUCCUGGAGGAAUACGGCUAGUUCAUCUUUUUCUUUUUUUUUGUAAACCAUUUGUAUCAUUUGCUGCGUUUUCAAGCAGUUUAUAUUUAUGUACAUGACUAUAGCCUACGUUGUUCUCCAAAUACUUUAUUUUAAGUUUGUAUAUACUCGGUGAAUCAUAUGGUGAAUCAGCUCCAGCUCCAGUAAAAAUGUGGUUAGCAGCCUCGAGCCGUUGGAUCCGACGUCCAUGAGCUAUUUCUUUGUGCUCGUUCAGCAUGUUUCUCCUGGUAACCGUGUGUUUUGUACUUCGUUUUACAGGGUUGUCUCUGGCUGCCUUUGAGGUGAGCGUCCCGCAGCGGAGGGUGCUGGCGGUGCGAGGCCGGCCGGUGGUUUUGGGGUGCAGCUACGCGCCCAGCCUCGGCAACAGUCUGGAGGACCUGGUGGUGACGUGGCAGACAGCGGGGGACAACCUGGUCCUGCACAGCUUCUAUUAUGGGCAGGACCAGCUGGCCCAGCAGAGCGCCCGCUACCGGAACCGCACCUCGAUGUUUCGCCCCCUGCUCGGCGCCGGAAACGCCUCUCUGAGGCUGGACCGGGUUGGCCCGCAGGACUCCGGGCGCUACCUCUGCUCCGUCGACAGCCUGCUGGGAAAUGGCAAAGCGGAGGUGCAGCUGGAGUACGCGGGUGAGACAACUUCCUGUCCCAGAACGGCAGACAGCCAGGUGCAGCCAGGUAGAGCGUUCUACACCGAGCCCAAGCUCAACAUCCAGGUCCACCCCAGCAACAUCAGCCUGGAGUAUCAGAGCAAGGGGUACCCCGCGCCCCAGGUCCAGUGGACCGACUCCGCGGGCCGCAACCUGACUGCCCGGGAGGAGCUGUCCGGGCCCGGGGAGGACGGGCUCCUGUCCCUGAGGACCAGCGUGACGCUGAAGGACCCCGGUCCCGGAGUCAACCUGAGCUUCACCCUGAGGAACGCCGCCCUGGGACAGGUGCUGGAGAGGCCCGUCUCCCUCAGGCUGGCUUCCGAUGACAUUGGGCAUUGCACAGACUGCGCCAGAGUGACCAUCCCACUCAUUUGCUUUCUCUGCCUGCUGCUGCUGUGUCUGGGACUGGCAGCCUUCGCGUACCUCCGACGCAAGAGGAACAGAAUGCCGAUGGCAUACUGCAACGGCUCGGAAACAAUUACCUCCGCGUGACCCUGGGGGGGGGGUGGAGACAUUACAUUACAUUACGUUACAGGCAUUUAGCAGACGCUCUUAUCCAGAGCAACAUACAACAAGUGCAU